AUGAUGUGCUCUCCUGUUGCUGUACGUUACUGGGUAAUUUUCUGCCUGUUCAUCCCAAUGUUUUCAUCGUCGAUACUCACUUGCCCUCCAUGCAAGUGUACUCUCACUAAAGCGAAUUGCUCUAAUUUGGAUCUUAUGGAGGUACCACAACUUCCAGUGACGAUUAGGACACUGGACCUGUCAAACAAUAGACUCGGGAAUCUGUCAUCAAGGACGUUUCGAAAUGUAUCUUCCCAUAUCGAAACGCUGAAACUAAGUCAUAAUUUUAUAAAUGACAUUGACCGAGACACAUUCAACGAUUCAGUAAACCUUGUAAACUUGGACCUCAGUGACAACCGAUUUUCCAGCCCGACUAAGGUGUUCAGAGCACUAGCAGCAACCAAACUGCAGCUUCUCGACUUAUCCAAUACCUCUCUACACUUCUCCAACUUCAGCACAUUAAAGCUCCUAUCGAGCGUGCCAAUUCGUACACUUAAUCUUCAAGAUAACAGUCUGAAGGUUCUGGAUGGCAGUUUGAAGAACAGCUGCCCAAAUUUACAGAAGUUAAUCCUAACAGGAAACUUCAUCAGGAAGAUUUCAUUUUCUGACGUACAAUAUAAGUUAAAAGAACUGUAUAUCGACGAGAAUGUUCUCACUGAGGUCCCUUCAUUCUGCUUAAAGGAAAGUUAUACAACGGCGGCACUGCCAGCGCUACGAACCCUGUCGAUUUCUGCGAAUCUCAUGACUUCUUUAAGACACCUCAAUCACUCAAAACUAUGUGUACAAAACAUAGAGACAUUGCUGAUGGAUAACAAUCAUUUUUUCAGAAUUAGUGAAAAUGCUUUUACAGGUUUCCCAAAACUACGAACGCUAUCUUUAAAUAUGAUUAACACAAAACGUCUGAUUAUCCAUCAAACAGCAUUCAAUUCUACGUCCCUUCAAAACCUGACACUUGGCACCAUUCAAAAGAUAUUUACAGUAAGUGACAAUAUGUUCGAUUACUGUGGAAAUUUAAGUUCUCUAACACUUGCAGGAGUCUCCUUUUACAAAUGGCCAUUACAAAAGAUGCGGAAACUGUUUUCCUCAUUGCUGAAACUGAAACAUUUGACGCUCUUCAAUUCACAGAUCUCGCUCAUUCCAACACAUUUUCUUCCAAACGUGCAGAAUUUGGUUUAUCUCGACGCGAGAAAGAAUUUUCUUUCGUCCUGGCAAUCAGUGGCGUUCAAGAACGCGACAGCGUUAAAAACGUUGAUAUUAAGUUACAAUCAUAUUACACAUUUGAAUGAAUCGUUUUUACCAACAUUUCUUUGGAAACAAAUUGAAAUUCUUGACCUUGCUUUCAACCCCUUUGAUUGUUCCUGUGAGUUAUACUGGUUUAGGAAGUGGCUCAACAAGAACAGUUACAAGGUUAAGACAUAUCCGAAAGUCUACUUUUGCAAGUCACCUUCCAAAUACAAAGACAGAAUGCUGUCAAAUUAUAAUCCAUCGUAUCGCGAGUGUCACCCUCUACCCACACUCACCAUUGCACUGAUUUCAUGUGCAUGUGUUCUUGUUUUUCUAGCCGUUCUAGCUGUCAUUCUCUACAGGAACAGAUGGCAUAUCAAAUACUACAUCUACCUGCUACGCGCAAAACAAGGAUACAAGCAAAUUCCAGGAGAUGACCGCUUCGUCUACGACGCGUUUGUAGCCUACAACUCUACGGACCGUAUCUGGGUUAUAUCAAAGUUAAAGGAAUUUCUUGAAGCUCAACAUAAUAUGAAACUUUGCCUUCACGAACGAGACUUCAGUGCAGGGAGGUUGAUCAUUGAUAACAUCAUAGAAAAUAUCCAACUGAGUAGGAAAGUGAUACUCAUUCUGACUGAUGAAUUUGCAAAGAGUCAAUGGUGUCAAUUUGAAACGUUGAUGGCACAGAAUCGAUUCUUUGAACAGGGCGCGUCGUCGCUGGUUCUAGUGAUGCUAGAAGACGUUAGUUCUCGUCACCUGAAUGGUCCUUUAAGCCUACUGCUUCAGUCAAUGACAUAUAUUGAGUGGUCUAAAGAUCCUGCAGGAAAUGAAAUGUUUUGGGGGAAGUUGCUGGAAUCACUGCAAUAA
Molecule: messenger RNA, 2070 nt
Organism: Ylistrum balloti
Lineage: Eukaryota; Metazoa; Mollusca; Bivalvia; Pectinida; Pectinidae
Product: toll-like receptor 2
Exons: 1
Coding region: 1-2070 (689 amino acids)
Biological process (GO): immune response; toll-like receptor signaling pathway
Cellular component (GO): membrane
Molecular function (GO): protein binding; transmembrane signaling receptor activity
Source: RefSeq, a predicted model, not a curated record